Messenger RNA from Salvia miltiorrhiza (redroot sage), 2009 nucleotides. Its product is annotated as selenium-binding protein 1-like. Bases 400 to 1857 code for a protein of 485 amino acids. Gene Ontology annotation, molecular function: selenium binding. The transcript has 6 exons. The record is from RefSeq and is a predicted model, not a curated record. Lineage: Eukaryota; Viridiplantae; Streptophyta; Magnoliopsida; Lamiales; Lamiaceae.
UCGCUAAAGCUAAUGUAAAUGAAGUCGGACAUGAUGAAGCAAUAAGUACGCAGUCCCUUAUCCUAAAAAAAAAAAAAAAAAAAAAUAGGCAGUCCCAAGAAAAUUGCAAUACCAAGAUAAAAACUAUCGCCUAUCGGUAGAUAAAAAAAAACAUACAGUGUACCUAGACACCUUUGCUUUGUCGAACUUGACAAAUUUAUUUGGCAGAUUUGUAAUAAUCCAUUGCUUCUCGCCCAUGCCUACGAGGACGACUUGCCUUGCGUGCCAUCACACAACUGGUGAACACUCUGAAAAUAAAAAAAGGCGUUAUCUUUUGGAGUAGUUUGGCCGUUUGGGAUCUGGGCGCUGCUUAAAUUCAGCAGCAAGACUGCAAGAGCAAGAUAAGAGAGAGAGAGAGAGAUGGCUACAGAUAUGGCUGUGUUGCAGCAUGCAAAGGUGGAAAAUGGGUGCUGUAAGAAGGGACCAGGCUACGCUACUCCGCUUGAAGCCAUGUCUGGCCCCAAGGAAACUCUAAUCUAUGUCACUUGUAUAUAUACUGGAACUGGAAAGGAGAAGCCGGAUUACCUUGCUACUGUGGAUAUUGAUCCGAAUUCGCCAACGUAUUCUAAAGUCAUCCACAGGCUGCCCAUGCCUUGCCUCGGAGACGAACUGCACCACUCUGGAUGGAAUGCUUGCAGCUCUUGCCAUGGAGAUUCAUCAGCUGCACGUCGCUAUCUUGUCCUGCCUUCACUAGUGUCUGGGCGCAUAUAUGCUGUUGAUACUCAAAAGGAUCCGAGGGCUCCAUCUUUACAUAAAGUCGUUGAUCCCAAGGAUAUAAUAGAGAAAACGGGGUUGGCAUAUCCGCACACAGCUCACUGCCUCGCGUCUGGUGAUAUCAUGGUGUCGUGCCUUGGAGAUAAAGAUGGAAAUGCUGAAGGAAAUGGAUUUCUACUCCUGGACUCGGAUUUUAAUGUCAAAGGAAGGUGGGAGAAACCAGGGCACAGCCCCCUUUACGGCUAUGAUUUCUGGUACCAGCCUCGACACAAGACCAUGAUCAGCACCUCAUGGGGAGCUCCUGCUGCUUUUACCAAAGGUUUCAACCUUGAGCACGUUUCUGAUGGUUUAUAUGGGAGACAUUUGCACGUCUACAGCUGGCCCGGGGGAGAGCUGAAACAGACAUUGGAUCUUGGAAAUACUGGCCUCCUACCUUUGGAGAUACGUUUCUUGCAUGAUCCAGCCAAGGAUACCGGCUUCGUGGGGUGUGCUUUGACGAGCAAUAUGGUAAGGUUUUUCAAGAAGCCGGAUGAGACUUGGGGUCACGAGGUAGCUAUAUCAGUGAAGCCACUCAAGGUGCAGAAUUGGAUUCUACCGGAGAUGCCUGGUCUUAUAACUGAUUUCCUCAUAUCUCUUGAUGACCGUUUCCUCUACCUCGCCAACUGGCUUCAUGGAGACAUCAGACAAUAUAACAUCCAAGAUCCUGCAAAUCCGCAAUUGGUAGGCCAGGUAUGGGUUGGAGGUUCCGUCCAGAAAGGAAGUCCUGUGGUGGUGGAGGCUGAAGAUGGCACGACAUAUCAGACCGACGUACCAGAAGUUCAGGGGCAUCAACUAAGAGGAGGGCCGCAGAUGAUACAGCUGAGCUUGGACGGGAAGCGGCUGUACGUUACAAACUCGUUGUUCAGCACUUGGGACCGUCAGUUUUACCCGGAGCUUGUGGAGAAAGGCGGCCACAUGCUCCAGAUUGAUGUGGACACGGAGGGAGGAGGUCUCAAGAUCAACCCUAGGUUCUUCGUGGACUUUGGAGCUGAGCCGGAUGGCCCCUCCCUCGCGCAUGAAAUGAGGUAUCCCGGUGGAGAUUGCACUUCCGACAUCUGGAUUUGAGCUUUGCAAAUACUCUUUUUCUUUUCUGGACAUGCUUAAUACUGGUUGCACCACCCAAAUGUGAUGUGAUUGUAUCUAGAAAAAUAAGUGCAGCCAUAUUUGUGUUUUCAUCAAACUUCAUUUAAUUAUAGCGUUUUUGCUGGUUAUCAUCC